AUGGUGUCCACUCGGCGAGGCACUGCAAACGCAGAGCCAGACACGGCUGGCAUUGGACAGCCCAGACCGCUCCGACAGGCGAGCGACACCAUACAUAUCAUCGUUCCCAGCGUCAAGAAGGUCGACAAAGCUCAGAAGAAUCGAAGGGUGCCAGAAACUCCUCCUAGAAUGGCGCUCUCCGGCAAUAUUAGUGAGCAUGAUCUCAGUCUCACAUCCCCGAGUACCGGCGAAUCUCCAGUGGUACUCACCAUCACGACGGCGAAGGAACGACAAGGCUCGACUGAUCCCACCGAUCGAACAGUCUCCUCCGCCCUGCGAAGGCUUGCACCUAAGCCUUUCGCAAACAUGAGCGGCAGCAGCCAUAAUCCAAUCAUCGUCGAUGGUACCUCACCACCUCCACGGCGAGCAACGCGAGCCCCGAAGCGCAGACAGAAACACAAGAAGCUGUCAGAACCGCAUCAGUUCAUCGGCAACGGAUAUAGGGAACUAUACAGUUACGGUGUCUCUAGACCAGCACUGGCAGCCAUGCCUGCGAACGGUAGCACAUUCACCGGGCACCAGAGUCACGAUAUCUAUCGAAUGAUGAGCGCGAAGAUCACUGCCGCGCCUGAAGUCAGCCCGAACGCAGCAUGGGGCCGACACACCCUCAAUGUACCUUUUGAAGUACAGUAUCCACUCUCCGCGCCGGUUCUUGCGCAACACGCGCCACAACACCAACCAGCAUAUGCGCAACACUAUCAUGUUCAAGUUCCUUCCAACACAUACGUCUUGCCAAUGGUUCCCUCUCAGAACGAGAACUCGCUCCGUAGGAGAGCUGUCCAUCACAUCCAAGAGUACUCACGAACUUCACCACAGAAGAGGAAGUUCGCCGAUGCUGACCUUGCUGAAACCAGCGAUGGUGAAGCCAAAGAACACCAGCGGCAUGCUCGACCGAAAUCGAGCCGUCCAAUUACUCAAUCAAAUGCCACACCUGCAUCCAGGGUACGCAACGUUGACCAACAUAGGAAUCACCCGCCGACAGUACAUCGAGACCCAGAUGCCAACCUCCUCAUCAGUCACCUCAUCGAGCACACCUCACUCAUCACAUCCUUGCUACAAGUCUAUCCUCACUCUACAGAUAAGAGAGGCUUACAGAAUGAUAUAUCGAUGAUGGUUCAGAUCCAGAAUCAAUACAUGAGUGCUUGGAUGGAGAGUGAAUCACUAAGCUCGCGCAAGAGAAUGAAGAGUGGCGGUGACGGUGGUGUCAGUCUGGCGAGCCACCCACGGCCUAUCAUCACUCCCGCGGUGGAUGUUCAGAAUGAAAAGGACCAUACAGUGCGUCAGGCUCUUUCUGCUGAUGCCGACAUGUGGCAAGAUGGUACAGGGCAUAGUGUUGCGGACGCGUUCGCGGUCGCACCUCAAUCGUCGCCGGUGGCGAGCACCUCUAAUGGAAGGAUAGCUGAUCCCAAGAGUAUACUUCCGACUGCAACGACGUCUCGUCAUCAUAUCCCGGGAAGGACUGGCACCGAAGACACCGUCGUCAAAACCCCACCACAGUCGAUUUCAGAUCCGGGAGCAACGUCGACGAGACACAAGGGUAUUCUCGUUACACCUAUUCGACGGGAAGCACCACAGACACUCGAACAAAUGUCCAAGGCGGCCAAUGACAACCCCAAGACUAUGAACUACAUGAGUCACCCGUAUACUCCUUCCAAAGACCUGAGAACUCCCACAAAACUACCUCCCCGCUCUGCCAGCUCUCCAAUCACACCAACUACCAAGAAUGACGCUUCGUCUCAACACCGAAAUGGCGAGUCUUCUUCUUCCCGCAGCAAGCGCAGCGCCCCUACACGACCUGUCCCCAGCCCCGAGCACGGCAAACUCCAAGUCCUGGGUACCAAGAACGCUUCAAGCAGCUUUCACAGUGAGAGCUCGAGCGACUUUGGUACCCGAAGGCCGGUGUUUCGAUUCGAACGACGCGUUGCGGGUGAAGGCGGGGAAGCUGAAGCGGAUGAUGAUGCGACACCGACUGUGAACGAGUGA
Molecule: messenger RNA, 2022 nt
Organism: Alternaria novae-zelandiae
Lineage: Eukaryota; Fungi; Ascomycota; Dothideomycetes; Pleosporales; Pleosporaceae
Exons: 1
Coding region: 1-2022 (673 amino acids)
Source: RefSeq, a predicted model, not a curated record